Balaenoptera acutorostrata (minke whale) is the source of this 2581-nucleotide messenger RNA. RefSeq names its product CUGBP Elav-like family member 3 (gene CELF3). Gene Ontology annotation, molecular function: mRNA binding. Gene Ontology annotation, cellular component: nucleus; ribonucleoprotein complex; cytoplasm. Bases 600 to 2006 code for a protein of 468 amino acids. NCBI's taxonomy places the organism in Eukaryota, Metazoa, Chordata, Mammalia, Artiodactyla, Balaenopteridae. The transcript is spliced from 14 exons. The record is from RefSeq and is a predicted model, not a curated record. Gene Ontology annotation, biological process: mRNA splice site recognition; regulation of alternative mRNA splicing, via spliceosome.
CCUGAAGGGAGGCGGCAGGGCCAAAGGGACCCCCGGCGCCCUGCCGCCAUCAGAGAUCAAGCAUCUGGCAUCAGGGAUCUUCGGACCCAGCAGAAGGAUCAGCCACAGGGGAGGUGUCCUCCCAGGGAAGCCAACGAGAGCUCCACCUGCCCCACAUCAGGAGUGCCCCCCCCAACGCUGCUGGCAACCAUACCAGGACCCUAACCCCUCAGCCUGCAACCCCAUCACCCUCCUCAGGCCCUUUCCUCCACCUCCAGCUCUAAUCUCAAACCCUAGUUCCCAGCGCCCCUGCUACCACCCUAACCCUCCAGGUCUUGGCCACACUGCCCCCCAUCCUGGGAUAUCUGCCAGAUCUCUGGGAGGGAGAUCGUUUGCUUGGGCUAUGCCCCCUGGUGGCAUGACAGUGUCUGCCUAGACCCCUGACCCCUAGCCCUCAACUCCCUGGGCCUCCUUUGUGUGAAUAGCGGCCCCUCUGCUCAGCACUGUGGUUGGGGCCAAAGGGAAAGCCAGCCCCAGCCACUUGCCUCCUUGCUGGGCAGCUCCCCCUGGCCUUCGGGCCUCUCCCUGCUCCCCUCGGCCCCUUCUCCUGGGCCGCCCCAAUGAAGGAACCGGAUGCCAUCAAGCUGUUUGUGGGGCAGAUACCGAGGCAUCUGGAGGAAAAGGACCUGAAACCCAUCUUCGAACAGUUUGGUCGGAUCUUCGAGCUGACUGUCAUCAAGGACAAGUACACCGGGCUGCACAAGGGAUGUGCCUUCCUGACAUACUGUGCCCGCGAUUCAGCCCUGAAGGCCCAGAGCGCCCUGCACGAACAGAAGACGCUUCCAGGGAUGAACAGGCCGAUCCAGGUCAAGCCAGCCGACAGCGAGAGCCGAGGAGAGCCAUCGGUUCGGGAAGACCGGAAGCUCUUUGUGGGGAUGCUAGGGAAGCAGCAGACAGAUGAGGACGUCCGGAAGAUGUUCGAGCCUUUCGGGACCAUAGACGAGUGCACUGUGCUCCGGGGCCCAGACGGCACCAGCAAAGGCUGCGCCUUCGUGAAGUUCCAGACCCACGCCGAGGCCCAGGCAGCCAUCAACACCCUUCACAGCAGCCGGACCCUGCCGGGUGCCUCGUCCAGCCUGGUGGUGAAGUUUGCUGACACGGAGAAGGAGCGAGGUCUCCGCCGAAUGCAGCAGGUGGCCACCCAGCUGGGCAUGUUCAGCCCCAUCGCCCUCCAGUUCGGAGCCUACAGCGCCUACACCCAGGCCCUGAUGCAGCAGCAGGCGGCCCUGGUAGCGGCUCACAGUGCCUACCUCAGCCCCAUGGCCACCAUGGCUGCCGUGCAGAUGCAGCACAUGGCCGCCAUCAAUGCCAAUGGCCUCAUCGCCACCCCCAUCACCCCAUCCUCAGGAACCAGCACCCCUCCUGCCAUCGCUGCCACGCCCGUCUCUGCAAUCCCUGCUGCCCUGGGCGUCAACGGCUACAGCCCGGUGCCCACCCAGCCCACUGGGCAGCCUGCCCCUGAUGCUCUGUAUCCCAACGGGGUUCACCCCUACCCAGCCCAGAGCCCCGCGGCCCCCGUGGACCCCCUGCAGCAGGCCUACGCGGGGAUGCAGCACUAUACAGCAGCCUACCCGGCAGCCUACAGCCUGGUGGCGCCCGCGUUCCCACAGCCUCCUGCCCUGGUGGCCCAGCAGCCUCCGCCUCCCCCCCAGCAGCAGCAGCAGCAGCAGCAGCAGCAGCAGCAGCAACGGGAAGGCCCUGAUGGCUGCAACAUCUUCAUCUACCACCUGCCCCAGGAGUUCACCGACUCAGAGAUCCUCCAGAUGUUUGUCCCCUUUGGCCACGUCAUCUCAGCCAAAGUCUUUGUUGACCGGGCCACCAAUCAGAGCAAGUGUUUUGGCUUUGUGAGUUUCGACAAUCCAGCCAGUGCCCAGGCUGCCAUCCAGGCCAUGAACGGUUUCCAGAUUGGCAUGAAGCGCCUCAAAGUCCAGCUAAAGCGGCCUAAGGAUGCCAACCGGCCCUACUGAGGGCCCCAGGCCUGGAGACACCAGAGGAAGGGGCGCCUCACCCCCUCGCCCCGUGACUGGCCCCAGCCCUCUCUGCACAUCCGCCCUGGGCCUUGAUUGGGCUCUGGGGCAAAUGCUGCUUCAUGGCCCUGGGGGCACAGGACACCGGCCCACUCCCACCACCCCGCCUCCCCGAAGGGCCUGUUUCCUCCCAGGUGCCCUUUUGGCCUUUGUGCGGGAGCAAGGAACAGGCUCGAAGGCUCUGGGGUAUCUGCCUUCUGCUGGGGCUCCUGUGACGGGCCUUCUGCGCCCAGCCUUCGCACUUGCCUCCCCCAGCGGCGGGCCUCUUCUACCUGUGCGGCCCGGGAGGGCAGCGGGGGCCUCCCACAUGCUCCCUGCCCACCCUUGCCCCAGCCUUGCCCCCAUAUUCGGGGUUUCUCAGAAGCUGGUUCUCACACUCCCUGUGGCCACCCUCAGCUCGAGGUAGGAUAUCCCUGAACCCUGGGCUCCCAGCCCUAAAACUCACUGCCUCCCCCAAGGGCCCCCUCCAAGGAGAACGUGGAGGAGCCCUGAGGGCUGCCUGUCCGCCAGUCAGC